Salvia splendens (bonfire salvia) is the source of this 1295-nucleotide messenger RNA. Its product is annotated as caffeoylshikimate esterase. The transcript is spliced from 8 exons. The record is from RefSeq and is a predicted model, not a curated record. NCBI's taxonomy places the organism in Eukaryota, Viridiplantae, Streptophyta, Magnoliopsida, Lamiales, Lamiaceae. The coding region runs from base 93 to 1058 and encodes 321 amino acids.
CGUCGAUUUAGACGCCCCAAUCAAAUUCCAUAAAUAGCGAACUCCACCCCACAAUUCAUAUCCCCCCACACAACAUUUUAUUCGAUUUUCAAAUGGAUAUUGAGAAGAGCAACAACGUUAACGUCAUGUACGAAGAGAAGUUCAUAGUGAGUCGACGUGGAGUGAAGCUGUUUAGCUGUCGUUGGGCGCCAGCGGAUAGAGAGGCAAAAGCUCUGGUUUUCUUGUGCCAUGGCUACGCCAUGGAGUGUAGCAUCUCCAUGAGAGGGUGCGCUGAUCGGCUAGUGAAGGCCGGGUAUGAAGUCCACGGCAUCGACUGCGAAGGCCACGGGAAGUCGUCCGGCCUCCUCGGACUCAUCAACAGUUUUGAUGAUCUCGUCGACGAUCUCUCCGAGCACUUCACCAAUAUCUCCGAGAAGAAAGAGAAUAGGAGAAAGCUGAGGAUAUUAAUGGGGGAAUCAAUGGGAGGUGCGAUGGUCCUACGCUUGCAUAGAAAAAUGCCUGAAUUUUGGGAUGGUGCCGUCCUCGUUGCCCCCAUGUGCAAGAUAGCUGAGGAGAUGAAACCAAGCCCUGUGGUUAUAACUAUUUUGACCGCUUUGGCUCGCAUCAUCCCCACUUGGAAACUUACUCCAACUCCAGAUAUAAUCGACAUUGCCUUCAGGGACCCACAAGUUAGACAAGAGGUUAGGUCCAACCCUUACACAUACAAAGGCCGACCUCGAUUACAAUCUAGCUACCAACUCUAUACAGCCAGCGUGGAUUUGGAAAAAAGACUUGAUGAGGUUUCGUUGCCGUUCAUUGUGUUGCACGGACAAGAAGAUAAGGUGACGGACCCGUCGGUGAGCAAGACACUGCACGAAAUGGCACGCACCACGGACAAGACCGUCAAGCUGUACCCCGGCAUGUGGCACUCCUUGUCGUACGGCGAGCUGCCGGAAAAUCAAGACAUCGUAUACUCCGACGUCAUCAAUUGGAUUGACCAAAGAUUGAACGCCAGAUUGGAAGAGCAACUCAAGUCUGCUAAUGACCAGAAUAUGAUCCAAAUUCAUUCCGAUAAAUAAGGAAAAACUAGUAUUUUAUACCACUUCGUGUUUCUUAUUAAUUAAUUACAAUUUUCUUUUUUUAUUUUCUUUUUUUUUACUUAGUUGUUAUACAUGUAAGUCAUUAUUCUUUAAAGAUAAGCCUAUCCUUACAUACAAUGUACAAUCAGUUUUAGUGUGCAAUUUACAGAGUGUUUGGAGUGAUUGGAUGUAAUAAUUUAGCAUCUUUUGGCUGAUAUUGUGAAAAGGCGACCACAA